Molecule: messenger RNA, 6090 nt
Organism: Menidia menidia (Atlantic silverside)
Lineage: Eukaryota; Metazoa; Chordata; Actinopteri; Atheriniformes; Atherinopsidae
Source: the annotation of a GenBank genome assembly
CAGGCACCGGGAGUCUCCUCCCCCGGCCCCUGGAGGAGCAUCUUCUCCCUCUGACGUCAUGACAGCAGCAUCAGCUGUUCGCGCCGCCGCUCGCCUCUCCGCCGCCGAUCGCCUCCUCCACAAAGGAAAUAUAUGAGAUCCCCUCCACUCCCUGACAUGGCGACACAGGAGGUACAGCUGAACGAGACUCUGGCCCACCUCAAGACGGAGUCGGACACGCUGAAGUCCAAGCUGGAGGAGGAGAGAGCGAAGCUGCACGAUGUCGAGCUGCAUCAGGUGGCAGAGAAAGUGGAAGGACUGGGUCAGUUUGUCAUGAAGACUCGCAGAACUCUGAAAGGACACGGAAACAAAGUGCUGUGCAUGGACUGGUGCAAAGACAAGAGAAGAAUCGUCAGCUCCUCACAGGAUGGAAAAGUCAUUGUGUGGGACGCUUUCACCACCAACAAGGAGCAUGCUGUGACAAUGCCCUGCACCUGGGUGAUGGCCUGCGCCUACGCUCCAUCUGGCUGCGCUGUCGCUUGUGGCGGCCUGGACAACAAAUGCUCGGUGUAUCCUCUUUCCUUGGACAAGAACGAAAACCUAGCUGCGAAGAAGAAGUCAGUGGCCAUGCACACAAAUUAUCUGUCUGCUUGCAGCUUUACCAACUCAGACAUGCAGAUCCUGACAUCCAGCGGUGAUGGAACAUGUGCAUUAUGGGAUGUUGAAAGUGGGCAGCUGUUGCAGAGUUUUCAUGGACAUGCAGCAGAUGUACUCUGUCUGGAUUUGGCCCCAUCCGAGACUGGAAACACAUUUGUUUCAGGGGGCUGUGAUAAGAAGGCUAAUGUGUGGGACAUGCGCUCAGGCCAGUGCAUUCAGUCCUUCGAAACUCACGAGUCCGACAUAAACAGUGUGCGGUACUACCCCAGUGGAGAUGCUUUUGCUUCUGGUUCUGAUGACGCUACAUGCCGCCUGUAUGACUUGAGGGCAGACAGAGAAGUGGCUAUUUAUUCCAAAGAGAGCAUCAUAUUUGGGGUCUCCAGUGUUGAUUUCUCCCUAAGUGGCCGGCUACUAUUUGGUGGCUACAAUGACUACACCAUAAAUGUUUGGGAUGUGCUGAAAGGAACACGAGUCUCUAUUCUGUUUGGACAUGAGAACCGUGUCAGCACACUGCGUGUCUCCCCUGAUGGAACCGCCUUCUGCACAGGGUCCUGGGACCACACUCUUCGGAAAAUCCAGCUGUUAAGUGCCCCUUUUGCUGCUGAAAUGAGCGAUGUUGUGGAGAAGACGCUGACAGCUCUGCCGAGCCUCCUCUCUUUUGAUACCCAGCCUGGGUCAGCAAGACUGUCUUCCAACUCUAAACUAGGAAACCUAAUAAGAGGAAUUACUGAACUGACGUCCAAACAUGAGGAGGAGAAACUUAUUCAACGUGAGCUGUCAUCCAUCAAAGAACAGGUGUCCUCCCCCAACACAACCAUGAGACAGAUGAAGGAGCUUAUGGUGAGAACAAUCUACUGCGAGAUGCUGGGCUACGAGGCUUCCUUCAGCUAUAUUCAUGCUAUCAAACUGGCUCAACAAGGCAAUGCUUUGGAGAAGAGAGUUGGUUACCUUGCUGUUUCCUUGUUUCUGAAUGAAAGCCACGAGCUUCUUCUUCUCCUGGUGAAUACAGUGUUGAAGGAUCUUCAGAGCACAAACCUUCUUGAAGUGUGCAUGGCUCUCACUGUUGUCAGCCAGAUGUUCCCCAAAGAUAUGAUACCUGCAAUCCUCCCUUUGGUGGAGGAAAAGCUUAAUCACCCCAAAGAAAUAAUUCGCCGAAAAGCCGUCCUGGCUCUGUACAAGUUCUACCUGAUUGCGCCAAAUCAAGUUCAACACAUCCACAACAAGUUUAGAAAAGCUCUGUGUGACAAGGACCCCGGUGUGAUGUCAGCCUCUCUGCACAUCUACUUCCAGCUGAUCCAGGAGAAUCCAGAUGCUUACAAGGACCUGACGUCAAGUUUUGUCACCAUACUGAAACAGGUGGUGGGAGGAAAGCUUCCCAUGGAAUUUAACUAUCACAGUGUUCCUUCUCCAUGGGUUCAAAUGCAACUCCUCAGAAUACUGUCCUUGCUCGGGAAAAAUGAUCAGAGCACAAGUGAGAUGAUGUAUGAAGUCCUUGAUGAGUCUUUGCGAAGAGCAGAGAUGAACCACAAUAUCACAUAUGCAAUUCUGUAUGAGUGUGUAAAAUGUAUUUACACAAUUCAUCCCACAUCCGACCUUUUGGAAAAAGCUGCAAAAUGCAUUGGGAACUUUGUUUUGUCACGGAAGAUAAACCUGAAGUAUUUAGGCCUGAAGGCUCUCACCUAUGUGGUGCAGCAGGAUCCAAAACUGGCUCUGCAGCACCAGAUGACCAUCAUAGAAUGCCUCGAUCACCCUGACCUUAUCAUCAAGCGGGAGACGCUGGAGUUGCUCUUUCGAAUCACUAAUGCUCAGAAUGUCACAGUGAUCGUUGACAAGAUGCUGGAGUUUCUACGCGUCAGCAAAGAUGAUUAUACAACCAUCGACCUGGUGGGGAAGGUGGCAGAACUGGCUGAAAAAUAUCCUUCCGGAUACAAUAAAUGGUUCAUCGAAACCAUGAACACUGUAUUUUCCGUUGGCGGAGACACGAUGCAGCCGGACAUCCCGAACAGCUUCCUUAAGCUGCUUUCUGAGGGAUUUGACAGCGAGGAGGAGGACAGGAAGUUGAGGCUCUUUGCUGUGAAUUCGUACGUUUCUCUGCUGCAAGGGGACUCCAGCAAGCUGCCUCAGCGUUUCCUCCAAGUCAUCUGCUGGGUGCUCGGGGAGUACUCUCAUCUUCGGGAAGAUCUUGACCCAGCUGUGGUCCUUAAGCUGCUGUCCAGGGUGCUGGACUUUAAGAACAGCAGCAGUGAAACUAAGAGCUGGGUCCUCAUGGCAAUGACCAAGCUCUGUCUGAGGGGAGCUGCUUCUUCUGUGGUUCAAAGUGUUUCCGAAGCAUACGAGAGCUCCCUGGAUACUGUUCUGAGACAAAGGGCACAUGAGCUGCAGCACCUCAGCCAGAACUCUGAGCUACAAACCCGGCUGCUACCUCCAUGUGAGCGCCUGGAGCCUGUGGAGGUGGAUUCCUCGCUGUCCUUUCUGGAUGGCUUUGUGUCAGAGGCGUUGGCCAUGGGCGCGGCUCCUUACAAACCUCCUCAUCAAAGGCAGGAGGAACUGUCUCGAUCAAAAGUGCUGAGCGUGGAGCCCCGUGGCCUGUCCCUGCCCAUCAGCCUGUCCUCCUGCAGCAUCACAGACAGACAGUCUCCCACCCUGUUGUCCAUGAGCUCUGGUCUGUCAGGGGGCAGCACCGACUUGUCCCACAAAGCCGGGUAUGUAGACCCCAUCCAUGUGCAGGCAUCUGCUGGCUGUUCUGAGUGUGUUUAUGCUCCCACGCUGCUAAGUCCCUGUUUGGGUUUCAGCUCCACAGCGUUGAAGCUGGACGGUGUGAAGAGGGUGUGGGGGAGAGAGGGCUAUCUGGUCCAGAAAGAGCCUAUGGAGGAAGCCGCGCAGGUCGAGGUUCCCAGUCCCCUCCAGCCUCGCAGCCAGCAGGGCCAGGAUGAGGGCUCACACAGCCAGACUCCAUCUGCGACACCCACCCCUGAGUGUGAAGACAACAAACAGCAGCUGGCCUCCUCCCUUUUUGUCGGGCUUUCCUCUCAAAGCUCAGUGUAUCUGAUGGGAAAAGAGUCCACACCCCAACGAUUCGGAAGAAAAGCCAAAUAUUCAGCCGCGUCCAGCGAGCACAUGACCCAAGCGUUGGUCUCCCCUUCCAGUGCCGUGGACACCUUGCUGUGUGAUAGCCCGCUGAACUCUAUAGCCCCCGCAGAACCACUCAUUUCUUCACCUGAACAGACACUUCACUCCUCAGAGGACCCAACUACGGCUAAUGGCUCCUGUGAUCCACAAGUAGUGUUUGCUGACGGUGACACGAAGGAAAGCGGCCCUGCUGUCAGCACUGCAGCUGAUCCUGUCCCCCAUGGAGAGCCGGACGAACCAGAAGACUCGGAUCUCACUCCUGAUCUCCCUGCAGAGCUGUCUGGAUUUUCUCGCUCAGAAAUCACCCCUGUAUUCACCAACCAAAGCCUGGGUCUCUCUGCCUGCCACGUGCAAAAAGAGGAUUCUCUAGUGCUCGUCGUGUUCAUUUCUAACUCCUCUGACGGCACCAUUCAGCAAAUGCUGCUGCAAGUCCAAUGUGAGGACCUUGAGAUAUCAUGUUUGUGUGCCACGCCGGUGGAAGAAGUGCGUAGCGGCAGUGUGGCAGUGUGUCACUAUUCCCUGUCUGUAAAGAGGCCCUCCGUUCACUUUGAACUGGUUGGGUUGGUUUCUUACCAGCUGCCUGUUGGGACGCCUCAUUCUGCACAGUUUUCUUACAGACUUCCUCUAACAGGCUUCAUAAGACCUUUCACGGUGACCACCGAGGAAUACGGGACAAUGUGGCUGGCCUUCUCCCACGACACAAAGCAGAAUCUGACCCUGAUGAGUGAUGACCGGGAGCCUCUCUCAGCCACUCUAAAUGCCCUGAAGGAGAAACUUCAGGUUCAGGUCGUCGAAGUUAUAGGUAUGGAGGGUAUUGUGGCUUGCCGCCUGCUCCAGGAUCAGCCAUGCCUCAUGCACUGUCGCGUGCAUGCCGGCAUGCUGGCUGUGUGGCUGCGCUCUCCAGUCCCCGAGCUGCCCGACUGCCUGCUCUACCACUGUCAGAGAGCUUUACAGGAGCAUUAACCCCCCCCCCCAGCAGCACCACCACUGACAACACUCAGCCACUACAGAGAGGUGCACAGGACAGAGCACCACUCCAGCCGCUGCCGCUUUCUGUGACUUUACUGUACAGCUGUUUCUUUAACUUAAUUUAGAAUUAUUAUUUCGCUGAAUUGCAGAUUAUUGGGAAACAUCGAAAGUCAUGGCAAGUCUAAAGCUCAGGGCUGAAAGAUGAGGUGUUUUUAGAGCAACUUUAUUGUCUUAAAAUAAUUGGCCUCAGCUCGAUGGCUGAAGCCAUUUUUUCCUAGAUUAAAUGAUGAAAGUUGACCUUUCCUUUGUACUUUCCUCCUCAAAGUCACUUAAAAAAACCUACAUCUAUGUCUACAGACUCUAACGGGACUUAAGAUUUGCUUUCUGAAUCAGAAAAACUAAAUAUAAAUUUUCAGCAACACUUUAGAUUUGGGCCUUUCGAGGGCAUGGAAUUAGAGGAUUCGCUUAAAUUCUUACUCUCUUAUCUUAUGUCUUAUACAUUUCUUUGUUAUGGGAAAAGCACAGGACUGUGGAUGUCGAUGAAAGGGAUUGAUGAGCUAUGGAAGUUAUUACUGAUAUUUGCCUGGUUUUUAAAGCUUAAACUUACAGAAAUGCUCCUGCCGAGAAUUUUAAGCUUUCACUGAUGAAGUUUUAGCACAGCAAAAAUACGUUUACAAUUUUUUUUUAACAGUUAGUUUUAUGAUCACACUAACAUCCCUCAUUUCUUUGUCUCAUCUAUACAAAAAGUAGCACCUGCAUUGUUCAUUUGUCAGAAUGAUGCUGUGCAGUUGAUGCCUUCGCUGUGGCAUAAAUAUCUAUGCACUGGUGUUUUUUCUGGUUCGGUUCAGUUUCAGCUGGAAUUCACUGGUCUUUGAUUGAUAUAUUUUUGUAUCAGCUAAGUAUUAAAAACAUAUUUAUUUGUUUGUAUUUUAAAAUGUUUUGCUUUAACAAUCAAAAAAGAAAAUGUGUGCCGUUUGACACCUAUUUGCCCAGUUUGAUUUUUCUGGUGGUUCUUUCCUUAUUUGUUCGAUUCAGUCUGAAGGACGUUAUUUGUUUGUUUUUUCAGUCUUACACGUGUACCGAUUUAAAGCACAGCAUUGUGUUAAAGUUCUGCCAACUCAAUAUUUAACCUUAUGCCUUAUGUUCUAAUGCCAAGAUGGCAUGUUUCAUUUGUGCCUGUGGUACAGAGAUGAGUCCUUGUUUCUUGGAGUGCCUGUCACUACACUCUGGGAUAUUAUGAAUAAAUCUGACAUGUACAAAUCAACCAAAUUCUUAAGAAUCACUCUAUAAGAAAGACUUCUAAUAUAGAAUUUCUGGAUAUUACUUUAUGGUGUGGUGUUAUUAUAGGAUUCUGAU